GCCGACCGGAUCCCCGCCUCUCACCGGACAGACUGCGCUAUGGGGAGAAGCUGGGCUGUGGGAACAUGGCGCACUCACCGUGGAUUAACUUUCUUCAGGAAAAACUUUGGAGGAUCGCGACAUAGCUCUAAAGUCUCCCCGCACAAAGCUGAAGUGAAGUAAGAUCGCUGCAGACUGAGGAGAAACUACGGGAACACCGUGGGGUCGGCUUGUUCUGCAUGCUGUGUUUUCCUGUCCUGCCUCACUGGGAUGAAAGUUUGUCGCUGCCGGAUUUAGCCCGAGAGCAGGAUGGAAAAACAAAAAACCAGGAAAGAAAAGUUCUCCCUGUUUGGUUCUCGCUCCACCAGCAGGACCGCCCACCCUCCCUCUUCCUCCUCCUCCUCUUCCUCUCCUGUGAUCCCUCCAGCCCUGCCAGUGAAAAGAACAGAACGCACGUCCAGCUCCUCCGGUUUAAGCAAAGCAGAGUUCCUGGAGCGUGUGCGCCGCAGUAACCAGGCCUGCCAGCAGGGGGAGUAUGCUCUGGCUGUGCAUCUCUACACCGAGGCUCUCACCGCCGACCCCCAAAACUGCAUCCUGUACAGCAACCGCUCCGCAGCCUAUCUGCGACUGGGCCAGUACAGCACCGCUCUGGACGAUGCAAUCAAAGCACGUGUCAUCAACCCCAAAUGGCCCAAGGCCUACUUUCGUCAGGGGGUUGCCCUUCAGUACCUGGGUCGUCAUGCCGACGCCCUGGCAGCAUUCGCCUCCGGCCUCGCCCAGGACCCCAAGAGUCUCCAACUGCUCGUCGGCAUGGUGGAGGCUGCCAUGAAAUCGCCCCUCAGAGACUCCCUUGAGCCGACGUACCAGCAGCUGCAGAAGAUGAAGCUGGACAAGAGCCCGUUUGUGGUCGUGUCCGUCAUCGGUCAGGAGCUGCUCACCCACAGUUUCCACGGCGCCUCAGUCGUGGUGCUGGAGGCCGGGCUGAAGAUCGGCACGUGCUCGCUAAAGCUGCGUGGAUCCGUCUUCUCGGCCCUGAGCUCGGCCUACUGGUCUCUGGGUAACGCGGAGAAGAGCAUGGCGUACAUGCAGCAGGACCUGGAGGUGACCAAGACCUUAGGUGACCAGUCAGGUGAAUGCCGUGCUCAUGGGAACCUCGGCUCUGCCCUCUUCUCCAAAGGCAGUUACAGAGAAGCACUGGCCAAUCACAGGAACCAGCUGGUCUUGGCCAUGAAGCUCAAGGACAGAGAGGCUGCGUCGGACGCUCUCAGCAGUCUGGGCCAUGUGUACACAGCUAUCGGUGACUACCCCAACGCGCUGGCGAGCCACAAACAGUGUGUGCUGUUGGCGCGACAAACGCAAUGCCAGCUCUCCGAGGCUCGCCAACUGGGCAACAUGGGCGCCGUGUACACAGCACUGGGAGACUUCACCAACGCUGUUCAGUGCCACGAGCAGCACUUGGACAUCGCAAAGACUUUGGAGAACCGGCGUGAGGAGGCGCGGGCGUACAGCAACCUGGGCAGUGCCUACCACUCUCAGCGGGACUUUGACAAGGCCAUAUCGUACCACACACGGGUCCUGGAGUUGGCUCAAGAGCUGGGCGACAGAGCGAUCGAGAUGAGGGCGUACGCUGGUCUGGGACACGCGGCCCGAUGCAUGCAGGACCUGGAGAGAGCUCGUCAGCACCACCAGCACCAGCUAGAGAUUGCUCAGGAGCUGCAGGACAGAGCAGCUCAGGGCCGAGCGUCGUCCAACCUGGGCAUCAUCCACCAGAUGAAGGGGGAGUAUGAGAUGGCCCUGAAGCUCCACAAAGCCCACCUGUCCUUCGCCCAGGAGCUGAGUGAUUACGCUGCCCAGGGUAGAGCCUACGGUAACAUGGGCAACGCCUAUCACGCACUCGGCAUGUACGACCAAGCUGUCCGGUAUCAUCGACAGGAGCUGCAGAUCUCACUGGAGGUGAAUGAUCGUCCGUCGCAGGCCUCCACACAUGGUAACCUGGCUGUGGCCUACCAGGCGCUGGGUGCUCACGACCGAGCUCUGCAGCACUACCUUCACCACCUGACCAUCGCACGAGAGCUGCAGGACACUCAGAGCGAAGCCAGAGCGCUAGCAAACUUGGGGAACUUCCACAGCUGGAGAGGUGAAUACGCUCAGGCCUUACCGUACUACCAGCAGUACCUGGCUCUGGCGCCAGGCCUGCAGGACCUGGAGGGAGAAGGGAAGGUCUGCCACAACCUCGGCUAUGCUCACUACUGCCUUGGACAGUACCGAGACGCCGUCAGGUAUUAUGAGCAGGACCUGGCCCUGGCCAAGGACCUCCAGGACAAACUAGCCCAGGCCAAAGCCUACUGUAACCUCGGUCUGGCCUACAAAGCUCUGGGGGAGCACAAGAAAGCAGAGGAGUGUCAGAGAUACCUUUUGUCUCUAGCACAAGCCUUGGAUAACACACAGGCGGUGUUCAGGGCCUUUGGGAACCUGGGCGAUGUGUGUGUGUGUCGGGGCGAUCUCCCAGGAGCUGUGAGGUUCUACCAGCAGCAGUUAAGUCUGGCUCAGAAGGUCAACGAUCAGAAGAUGGAGGCCGACGCCUACUCAGCGCUCGGAUCAGUUCACAGGCUGCUCCGUCAGCUGGAUACGGCCUUGUCCUUCCAUAGCCAGGAACUGACCGUCCGAAAGGAUCUAGGUGAUCAGCAGGGAGAGUGCCGCGCCCUCGGUCACCUAGCAGCAGUACACAUGGCCCUGGGAGACUAUGCUACAACCUUCCAGUGUUAUGAGGCCCAGCUGGGUCUGGCCCAGGGACUCAGGGAUGCCCGUCUGGAGGCCCAGGUCCACGGGAACAUGGGCAUCACCAAAAUGAACAUGGGGGUGUUUGAGGAAGCUAUCGGAUACUUUGAGCAGCAGCUGGCCAUGCUGCAGCAGCUGAGUGGGACUGAGAGCAUGCUGGACAGAGGCAGGGCUUAUGGGAACCUGGCAGACUGCUAUGAUGCUCUGGGAGACUAUGAGGAGGCGAUUCAGUACUACGAGAAGUACCUGACUGUGGCUCAGAGUCUGAACCACGUCCAGGACCAGGAGAAGGCCUACAGAGGACUGGGCCAUGCACACAGGUCUUUGGGUAGUCUCCAGCAGGCGUUGGUGUGCUUCGAGAAGCGGCUGGUGGUCGCCCAUGAGCUGGGUGGGGAAGGAGGGGGUAAGGCUCAGGCGUACGGGGAGCUGGGCACCUUACACAGCCAGCUGGGCAACUACGAGCAGUCCCUCUCUUGUCUGGAACACCAGCUGAACAUUGCACGCACAGCGGGGGAUAAAUCCCUGGAAGCAGAGGCAAGCGAUGCACUCGGAGGUGUUUAUCAGCUGAUGGCAGACAACGAGACGGCGCUACAGUGGCACCAGAGAGCUCUGGAUAUCGCAGAGCAGACGGGGUGUGUGAGGAGCCAGGGACGAGCCUACGGAAACCUGGGACUGACCUACGAAGCUCUCGGGAAGUUCGAGCGUGCCGUGGUCUUCCAGGAGCAGCACCUGAGUGUGGCGGCUCAGACCAACGAUCUGAUAGCCAAAACUCUGGCCUACGGAAGCCUGGGGAGGACACACCAUGCACUGCAAAACUAUGCACAGGCUGUGAUGUACCUGCAGGAAGGUCUGCGUCUGGCGGAGCAGUUGGGGCGGAGGGAAGAUGAAGCGAAGAUACGGCAUCGCCUCGGCCUGUCUCUGUGGGCCGGAGGAAACCUGGACGAGGCACAACACCAGUUGUACCGAGCGUCCGUGUUGUUUGAGACGAUACGUCAUGAGACACAGCACAGCACAGAUUACAAGCUCACUCUGUUUGAUCUGCAAACCAGCUCGUACCAGGCUCUCCAGAGAGUCCUCGUCAGCCUCGGGCGGCACGAUGAGGCGCUGGCCAUAGCGGAGCGAGGGCGGACGCGUGCCUUCGCUGACCUCCUGGUCGAACGCCAGAAAGGAAGCCAGCAGGCAAGUGCUGACCCGUACAUCCCAGUGACUGUGGAGCACAUCCUGGAGACGGUCAACGGUCAGAGGGCCAUGGUCCUCUACUACUCUCUGGCUGGAGGCUUUCUGUACAGCUGGCUGAUAUCUCCAGGGACAGGUAUUGUCAAGUUUAACGAGGUGUAUCUCGGAGAGUCCGGAGUGGAGGAGUUCCACGAUGGAGGUGGUGGUGGGAGCCCGCAGGGUGGAGGAGCAGGAGCAGGAGCAGGUGGAGGUCCUCUGUCUCUGGAGCAGUACAUCAGCAAUGCUAGAGAGGCUCUCGGAGUGGACAGCCACUACAGCAGAGUUUGCUCCAGCAGUGAGACAGAGAGUGAAGCUGGAGACCUGUUGGAGCAGCAGUUUGAGGAGCUGAACAAUAAACUGACCUCAGCCACCGACCCCACAGGCUACCUCCGCAUGGUGUCCAGGAACAACCUCUUCAACAGGAGCUGUCAGAGCAUGACGAGUCUGUACAGCGCCACAGUGUCUCCAGUGAAGGACAGCCCAUCGUCUCCUCCUCUGCGACCCAGUAACAUCAGCAAACCUCCUCUACGAGCUCUGUACGACCUGCUCAUAGCUCCGAUGGAAGGGGGUCUGAUGCACAGCAGUGGACCUGUCGGCCGACACAGACAGCUGGUGUUGGUGCUGGAGGGAGAAUUGUACCUGAUCCCGUUUGCCUUGCUCAAAGGCAGCUCCUCUAAUGAGUACCUGUAUGAGAGGUUCAGUCUCAUCUCUGUUCCUUCUUUAGGCAGCCUGGGAGCCACAAUCAGGUCAUCAGUGUCGCUGUGUCGGCCUGGCCUUGCCCAGCUGGAGAUCCUGUGUAAGCAGCUGUAUGAGACCACCGACACCGCCGUCCGACACCAGGCAGAGAAAGCUCUGGUGGAGUUCACCAACAGUCCCGACUGCCUCAGCAAAUGUCAGCUGCUGCUGGAGAGAGGCAGCUCAUCGUAUUCUCAGCUGCUUGCGGCCACCUGUUUGUCUAAACUGGUAUCUCGAACCAGCAACCCUCUACCGCUCGAACAACGCAUCGACAUCCGGAACUAUGUGCUGAAUUAUUUGGCCACGCGGCCGAAGUUAGCUGCGUUUGUGACGCAAGCUUUGAUCCAGCUGUACGCCAGGAUCACCAAACUGGGCUGGUUUGACUGUCAGAAAGAUGACUAUGUCUUCAGGAACGUCAUCGCCGAUGUGACACGCUUUCUACAGGACAGCGUGGAGCACUGCAUCAUUGGGGUCACUAUUCUGUCCCAGCUGACGAAUGAGAUCAAUCAGGCCGACACAACGCAUCCUCUGACCAAACACAGGAAGAUCGCAUCAUCGUUCAGAGAUUCUUCGCUCUUCGACAUUUUCACUCUCUCCUGCAACCUCCUCAAACAGGCGUCGGGGAAGAACCUGAACCUGAACGAUGAGUCUCAGCACGGCCUCCUGAUGCAGCUGCUCAAACUCAGCUACAAUUGCCUCAACUACGACUUUAUAGGAACUUCCACAGACGAGUCAUCGGACGACCUCUGCACCGUACAGAUCCCCACGUCAUGGAGAUCAGCGUUUCUUGAUUCCUCCACCCUGCAGCUCUUUUUCAAUUUAUAUCAUUCCAUCCCUCCGUCCCUUUCCCCGUUGGUGUUGUCGUGUCUAGUUCAGAUAGCCUCUGUCAGGCGGUCUCUCUUCAACAACGCAGAACGAGCAAAGUUUCUUUCACAUUUGGUGGACGGAGUGAAGAGGAUACUAGCAAACCCACAGUGUUUGCCCGAUCCUAAUAACUACCACGAGUUCUGUCGUCUACUGGCGAGGCUGAAGAGUAACUACCAGCUGGGGGAGCUGGUCAAAGUAGAAAACUACCCUGAAGUUAUUCGCCUCAUAGCCAACUUCACCGUCACCAGUCUGCAGCACUGGGAGUUUGCCCCCAACAGUGUUCACUACCUGCUGAGUCUAUGGCAGCGCCUGGCAGCGUCGGUCCCCUACGUCAAAGCCACCGAGCCUCAUCUGCUGGAGACAUACACUCCGGAGGUCACCAAGGCCUACAUCACGUCACGGCUGGAGUCGGUCCACGUCAUUCUCAGAGAUGGUUUAGAAGACCCUCUGGACGACGCCGGCCUGGUCCAGCAGCAGUUAGACCAGUUGUCCACCAUCGGGAGGUGUGAGUACGAGAAGACGUGCGCUCUGCUGGUGCAGCUGUUCGACCAGGCGGCUCAGACCUACCAGGAACUGCUACAGUCCACCAACUCGAGUGCUGCAGACAUCACUGUGCAGGAGGGUCGGUUGACAUGGUUGGUUUAUAUAAUCGGGGCAGUUAUAGGAGGACGGGUGUCGUUUGCGAGUACAGAUGAGCAGGACGCCAUGGACGGAGAGUUAGUCUGUCGGGUGCUCCAGCUGAUGAAUCUGACUGACUCUCGGCUCGCUCAGGCGGGCAACGAGAGGCUGGAGCUGGCCAUGCUCAGCUUCUUUGAACAGUUCAGGAAGAUUUACAUCGGUGACCAGGUGCAGAAAUCAUCAAAGCUUUAUCGACGACUAUCAGAAGUUCUGGGUCUGAACGACGAGACGAUGGUACUCAGUGUCUUUAUAGGGAAAAUCAUCACAAACUUGAAGUACUGGGGCCAGUGUGAACCAAUCACCUCCAAGACACUCCAACUACUGAACGACCUCUCUUUAGGGUACAGCAGUGUGAGGAAGCUAGUGAAGCUCAGCGCGGUCCAGUUCAUGUUGAAUAACCACACAAGCGAGCACUUCUCCUUCCUGGGAGUCAACAACCAGUCCAACCUGAGCGACAUGAGGUGUCGGACCACCUUCUACACGGCACUGGGGCGCCUGUUAAUGGUCGACCUUGGUGAGGACGAGGACCAGUUUGAACAGUUCAUGUUGCCUCUGACGGCUGCGUUUGAAACUGUGGCUCAGAUGUUGAGUACGAACACCUUCAACGAACAGGAAGCCAAGAGGACUCUGGUGGGUUUGGUCCGAGACCUGCGAGGCAUCGCGUUCGCCUUCAACGCCAAGACGAGCUUCAUGAUGUUGUUUGACUGGAUAUAUCCAGCCUACAUGCCCAUCCUGCAGAGGGCCAUAGAGCUGUGGUACCACGACCCAGCAUGCACCACACCUGUCCUCAAACUCAUGGCGGAGCUCGUUCACAACAGAUCCCAAAGGCUACAGUUUGACGUGUCGUCACCCAACGGCAUCCUGCUGUUCAGAGAAACCAGCAAGAUGAUCACGACCUACGGAAAUCGUAUCCUGACGCUGGGCGAAGUCCCGAAGGACCAGGUGUACGGCGUGAAGCUGAAGGGGGUCAGCGUGUGUUUCGCCAUGCUGAAGGCGGUGCUUAGCGGGAACUACGUCAACUUCGGGGUCUUCCGUCUGUACGGUGAUGACGCGCUGGAUAACGCCUUACAGACCUUCAUCAAACUGCUGCUGUCCAUCCCUCACAGUGACUUACUGGACUACCCGAAGCUCAGCCAGUCCUUCUACUCUCUGCUGGAGGUGCUGACUCAGGACCACAUGAACUUCAUCGCCAGUCUGGAGCCGCACGUCGUCAUGUACAUCCUGUCUUCAAUAUCAGAAGGGCUCACCGCGCUCGAUACGAUGGUGUGCACCGGCUGCUGCUCCAGUCUGGACCACAUAGUGACCUACCUGUUCAAGCAGCUGUCUCGCUCCACCAAGAAGCGUCCCACUCCCAUGGCGACGGACGACCGCUUCCUCCACAUCAUGCAGCAGCACCCCGAGAUGAUCCAGCAGAUGCUGUCCACAGUGUUGAACAUCAUCAUCUUCGAGGACUGUAGGAACCAGUGGUCCAUGUCUCGACCUCUGUUAGGCCUCAUCCUGCUCAACGAGAAGUAUUUCGCUGACCUGAGGAACAGCAUCGUCAACAGUCAGCCUCCAGAGAAGCAGCAAGCCAUGCACUUAUGUUUCGAGAACUUGAUGGAGGGAAUAGAGAGAAAUCUACUAACAAAGAACAGAGACAGGUUUACCCAGAACCUGUCUGUCUUCAGGAGGGAGGUGAACGACAGCAUGAAGAACUCGACAUACGGCGUCAACAGCAACGACAUGAUGAGCUGACAUUCCACACAGACGAGUCUUACCACCCAGCUGCAGACAGAGCUCACCGCCCCUCCCCCGCUCCUCCACAGCCUCCCCGCCUCCCCCCUCUCUGCAUCAGCCUCCCCCCUCCCUCCCUCCCUGGGCCCGGAUGCCUGGGGAUCGUCUCCUCACCCCGACACCACGUACGGGACCCCCCCUCCUCCUCCCACUCCUUUUUGAUAUAAGCAUAUAUAAAUAUAUACAGAUCUAUUUUAAAGCGAUGGUCUAACUCGUCUCCUGACGGCGGAGGGGUGAGGAGGUCAGAGGGAGGAAGGAGAGGGCGCGACAGGAGGUGAGGAGGGGGCGAGGAAGGGGACAAACGCCGGUAAACGUAGUAAUCCGCUUCUGCCUGCCUUGUAUAGAAAAACACACAACAAACCAAGUGUACAUUUUUUUUCGUAACAUUUUGAACAAUGUUUAUAAUGAUCGAAUUUAAAACACAAAGAUGAGUUGAGGAAAAACACAAAAAAACAAAACAAAAACCGUGUGAUUGAGCUUUUUACAGUGUAGUGAGUUAGUGCAACUGUCUGUCUGCGUGGGGAGCUGGCGAGGAGGUGACGGGGGAGGUGAGGGGGAGCACUCAGGCUGCAGAGCUGUCAGCAUGAAGAAAAAGAGGUACACACUAACAGACAGGGAGAGUCAGAGCAUCCACGUUGUACAUUUUACUCAAGUCUCUGGUUGAAGUGAUGUAAAUAGCCACGUCCCUCGCGGCAGCAGGCUCGACGGGCGCUAAAGGGACAAUCCUGCUAGUUUUCAGCCUCGCGUUGUGUCUCCGCCGACCCGACGUCGUGGUCAUCUGUGAUACAAUCGUGUGUGUGUGUGUGUGUUCAGAGAAAUCAUUUCAAACUGGAGCCAAAAUAAUUGAUUCAAACAUAUUUAUUCAACUUGUUUCACACAUGCAGUCGAACUCAACACAUCUGUAAUCAGACGUCAGAUCACGGCCCUGAAAUUCCUGGAAAAUUGCGAAACUAGAGAGGCUGUUUUUCAGGCCUGGAAUUAACUGAAGGUUUUGAAUAUCAGUUUCUUUGAUAGGUGUUUAAAAUCUGCUCAGAAAAAAACAAAACAUGUCCAACAAAAUAUGUUCCUUAUAAUACUAGCUGAGGUUUAGUGAAGAACUCGUGUGUGCCGGUCGGGUCUGUCGGCACAUGCAGCUAGUCAGCGUUGUGAAUAUGAAAGUGUAGCAGUUUGCUGCUCGUUUAGUAAUUUAAGGUGGUAUUGCUAUAGAGGCCGACCUGUUCUAAACUACUGAAAGGAAAUGGGGAAAAAUAUUACAGAGAAGUUUUGAAAAUUCAUUGGUGAAAAUGUUUGGGAACUCUGGUCAGUGCAGUUUUGAUCAUUUAUAAUUUGAGUCACUUUUCAAGAAGAAACUCAAACCAUGAAACUUGUUUUUGAAACACACCCAAAACUUUAUAAUUUAUUCAGAAAAAUUCAAGAAACGAAGCAAAGUUUAGAUGAAAAUCUGAAAACAUGAACAAUUUUGUAAUUUCUCACUUUGGCCACAAGAAAAAGAAUCGACACGUCUCUGGUUCUCAAAUGUGUAAAUCAACUUAUUUUCCUGCUCACUGACGGUAAACUGGAUAUUUUUGGGUUUUGGACUGUUGGUCAGAAAAACAAACAAAUUUGUUUUGACGGUUUAAAACGACUGAAAUGAUCAAGAUAUGAAGCAAAGAUGAAACACAAACCCUGCCUCACUGUCCUGUUUAUAUAUAUUUGUCCACCGACCAGAUACAUUUAAAUUAUAUUGAAAUCAUUUGAAGGUUUAUUAUUUUUCUAUACAUGCGAUGUUACUCCGCCGACACGUCUAAUUCAUCGUUAAUUGUUCAGUUAAUGACAUUUUGAUUAUUGUUUUGGUCACUUUUCAAAGAAAAAAGCAGGAAGUGAAACAGAUUUAUUCAACUGUGUUCAUAUAAAGUCAGGCACAGAUCAGUUACUGAAGUUUUGAUAAUUUAUUGUUUUGCUCAUUUUCUAAGAAAAAAACAGAUUAAAACAGAUUUUUCAAGUUUUCAGCUUUUAUAACAUGCAGACAAACUCCCCUCGACAUCUCUUAUUCCUCUUUCAUCAGUUAAUGUCAUUUAGAUCAUUUAUCAGUUUGGUUGCUUAAAAAACAAAAAGAUUAAAACAGAUUUAUUCAACUUUUUUCAUACAUGCAGUCGAACUCUCCCACUGCAUCAAAUUUCUCUGUUUUAAUCACUCAGUUAUUGCAGUUUUGAUCAUUUAACAUUUUGGUCACUUCUCAAGAAAAACACAGAUUAAAACAAAGAUUUAUUCAACUUUUUUCUCACAUAUAGUUGAACUCCUUCAACACAUCAAAUUCCUCUUUAAUCGAUUAGUCGUCGUCAUAAUUUAUGGUUUUGGUCACACUGCAGAUCCAGCUUCUUAGAAUGUUUCUGUUCUCUUGCUCCUCAGUGACAGGAAGCUGAAUGUCUUUUGGGUUUUUGAGUUUUUAAAUAUUUGGGACAUUUAAUACACUCAACGGUCUGAAACGUCUAAAAUGAUCCAGAAACUCUCAAGAAAUGAAGCAGACAUUAAAGAAAAUCUGAAAAAGUUAACAAUUUUGUGAAAUAUCACUUUUCAAGCAAAAGUAUCAACGAGUCUGAUUCCAGUUUCUGAAAUGUGAAAAUCCGUUAAUUUUCUUCGCUGACGGUAAACUGAAUAUUUUCUGACUGUUGGUGGGAAAAACAAACAAUAUUUUCAGACAUUUUAAACCUCUAACGGUCUGAAACUUUUAAUUGUUAAGAAACUUUCAACCAGUGAAGCUAAAGAUCGCAGGAUAAACUGUUUAAACUUUUGUCCACGUGACAACACAGUUCAAUAAACAAGAAAACAAUUUAAAGAUUAAUGCAUGAUAAUGUUAAUAAUUGUUCACUUCAGCUUAAAUCAUUUCAAACGUUUGACUGAAAAUAGUUUCCUGUAGUAGUUGCAGCGAACGAUUAGUUUUAUUGUCGAUUGAUCUGAUUAUUUUCUUGAUUUAUUGAUCAGUUGUUUGGUUUAUAAAAUAUCAGAAAAUGGUAAAUAUGUCCUGUUUUCCAAAAACCCAAAAUGACGUCCUCACAUCUCGUUUUGUCCACAACCUAAAGACAUGCAGUUAUUGUCACAGAAGAAAGAAACCAGAAAAUAUUCAAUUUUUAAGAAGCUGGAAUCAUUUUUUUUUUACGUUUUUAUUUUACAUCAGAUCAGUUGAGGAUUAAUUUCACAGUUGAAGAAUAUUCGAUGCAUCAUUGCAGCUCAAACAGUAAAACUGCAGCUGAACAUUUUUCAUCUGCAGUGAUAACAAACUUAUUUUAUGAAUCAUAUUUUCAUUGAGUUAUCUACAGAUUUGUUUUGUUUGUUUUUUGUUUUGUUUUUUACCCCAAAUCUUUUUAUUGACCUUUCUGCCUACAUGAACCAGUCAGUACAGCAGCACUGAGCCUGAUCAAGUGUCUGUGGCAGGAAAUAAAGACAAAACAGAAAGCUGAAGAUGGGAAAGAGCCACCGCCCGUAAAAUCUGCAGAUUUUCUUGAUUUAAUCAUUUAGUCCAUAAAAUGUUGAGAAAUUGUAAAAAAGAAAAAAACAGAACACAUCCAGAAACACCGUCACAGUUUCCCAGUUUUGUCCAACCAGCAGUCCAUAUUUAUUUAAAAAGCUUCACUUUACGUUUUAGUUUCAUAAAAUUGCGGUUGUCAAAAUAAUUGAAUCAUUUUCUGUUGAUCGAUUAAUCGACUGAUCGUUUCAGCUCUACUUGUCCAAAAUCCAAACAUAUUUUAUUUUACAGUAGAAAAGCUGAGAAAAUAUUCAUAUUUAAAAAGCUCUUUUUACACGUCAGCAUAAACGAUUAAGCGUUUUCAAAAUAGUUUCCAAAUUAUUUUCUAUCGCUCAGUUAAUCACGUCAUGAUCGGCUCUACUUCUAAUGUUUUAUUUUGUCCAAACCUAAAUAUAUUUAAUGACAAUAACGGAAGAUAUUCAGAAAAUUUGCAAAACAUUUGCGAAGCUUGAAUUUAAAUUUUAGCUUUAUAGAAAAUGCUUCAAUGAUGCGAUUGCCAAAAUAUUUUAAAAAUAAAUUGUUGUCAAUCGAUUGUUUGAGCUCUACUUCAGAUGUCCAAAUCCCAAAUAUAUUUACAUAACAUAAAACAAUUUUAAAAAGUUACAAUAUUCAUAAGAAGUUUUGAGCCACAUAAUUUUUUUUACGUUUUAGCUUAAACAAUUAUGCAACAGUCAAUAGUAUCCAAAUUAUUUUUCUGUCGAUUUAUCUCAAUAAUUUCAGCUCCACUUCAGAUGUUUUUAUUUAGUCCAAAACUUAAUAUUUUCAGUUCACUGACAGAAGAGACAAAAACAACAAAUCAUUACAUCAGAAAAACUGAAUAUUUAUUGAAAGAAAACAACCCAACCGGCAGAAAAAUGUUAGCAUCGUAGGUUUCUGCAGACCACAGCAGCGUUACAUUUGUUCAUUAAUAUGUAGCGGCUACGUUAAAACGUUCAACAACGCUGUGGUUACCGUAAGUUUAGGUACACUUGGUUAUGGUUCAGUAAAGAUCACCUUUUGGGGGCACAGUCCCCGCUGGAAAAGUAAGAAUGAGUAAAACAAUAUUGUAAAACAAUAAACAACCGUUUAUGGCAUUUAGUCGUUUCGGAAAGUGCUUUGAAGCUUGGCGUGCGUCUUGCCGAGGUUUCACGCCAUCCACUGUCCCUGUCAGAGUCAGCUCAGGUACUGCGUCACUUUAGAAACGUUAAUAUGAAACGUGUGAAACGUAAAACAUAUUUGUGGUUUGCAGAAACAAACAGGGCGGACAUUUUGUUUUGGCUACUGGGCUGAAAAACAAACAAAUAAUAAAAACAGCUGCUGAUUAUUUUUAGCUGCAGCUCCAGUUUGAAGUGAUUUAUAUGAAGUUGAUUGUAAAUCUUCCGGAGACGCGAGCUGCUCGACCUGAUAUCCACAGAGUUUUGUUUGUGACUUUUAACAGCUGAGGAGGUGACGUUAGCAUGAACGGACACAACGCUGAGGUUGAAAAAACAUCAGCAUUUCCCUUUAUGACAUCCCGUCCGGUCUGGCCCUGCUCCGCCUUUCUCCUCAAAGCGUCACACGAAAUGGUGGCGGUGGCGGUGGCGGUGGCGGUGGCGGCGUCGGCGUGCAAUCGGUCUCGUGCACACACACCUGCUUGUUUGAUUGACGUGUAAGCAACAUGGUCACAGCUACAUGUUCCCCUCUGGUAGGCCGGGUGCAGUUUCCACCAUUUUGUUUACACUCUGGAUUCCUUGGACCAGGCUUUGGGACUGCCCCCCUUUUAGGUCCUGCAGCGGAGUCCUUCUGAUGUGUGUGUGUGUGUUUGUGUGUGUGUGUGUGUGUGUGUGUGUGUGUGUGUGUGUGUGUGUGUGUAGUGGCUCUCUGUUGCCUGGUGUGUAUGUGGCGUCUCAUGGUGCUGCGAACCCACGAUGGAGCUCAAACAGCCGCGGUCUGUGCCACCGUACAGGAUAAAAUAAGGACGACGGAUAGUUUAUCGAGACGUCUGAGCUCCUUUUGAAGGAAUCCAGUUUAGUUUUAAAUAUCUGAAGAACGGACCCGAGUCAGAGCAGUGUAAAAAGAGAAGCAGGAGUGGAGUCUAUUAGCAACUUGUGUUACUCUCUACGAUGUUGCUGCUAACUGUUUGUGACAACUAGCUCAUUUCUAACCAUGUCAGCACUCAUGGAUGUUUAUUGAGUUUCUAAUUUUUUGGUUUGUGUCCCUGAUGUGAAUGUGUUGGGUCCAUAGAGUGAAUAGCUGUUUGAGUUGUUUGGAUGUCUGCUACAUAUAGUGUAAGCAUUGUGACUGCAAAUAAACCUCAUUGAUUUUUACA
Epinephelus moara (kelp grouper) is the source of this 13814-nucleotide messenger RNA. RefSeq names its product exportin 7 (gene xpo7). The record is from RefSeq and is a predicted model, not a curated record. Gene Ontology annotation, cellular component: cytoplasm; nuclear pore. Gene Ontology annotation, biological process: protein export from nucleus. The transcript has 52 exons. NCBI's taxonomy places the organism in Eukaryota, Metazoa, Chordata, Actinopteri, Perciformes, Serranidae. The coding region runs from base 289 to 7986 and encodes 2565 amino acids. Gene Ontology annotation, molecular function: small GTPase binding; nuclear export signal receptor activity.